CUCGUCUGUUAAAUAAUCUUUUCAUUUUCAAUAAAAAAAAGACAAAUGAUUAAUUUAGGUUCGUGAUGGGAAAAUGCUCGAAAAUGAAUUUGAACCAUAUUUAGUAAAAUAUUUGUUUUUUUUUAUUAAUUGAAUUAAUAAAAUUUUCUUAUAGCCAUCAAAAAAUGCAUCUGUUCUUACCACAUAAUCACUUGGAACUUCACCUGCUGGCGUUGUACCACCACCACAUAUGUUGCAACGUAACACUACAGCAAGUUAGUUAAAUUUAUAUACUGUAAAAAGCAGGAUUGUGACAGACGAAAGAUGCUAAGAAUGAGGUCUUGACCAAAGAAGAUAAACUUGAAAAUAUUCUAUUUCUAAAAUGAACAUAGCAUUUUUGAUAAAGACAAUCAUUAUUCAAUAUUAUCUUUAAAAAAAACUCUUGUUCGUUGAUAACCUUUAUAUGAGUUUAAUUCUCAUCAUUGAUCAUUUUAUAAUUAUUGAUCUUUUUGUUUUAGAUGAAGUUGGUCCACCACCUACUCUUUUACCAUAUCAACCAGGACCACCAUCUAAUUAUCUUGAACAUAUUCGUUCUGGUCGAAAAAUGCUCGAAGAACAAGAAGAAACUGAUACAAAUGCAGCAAUACAUGAAAAUUGGACAAUUGAAAAUGCCAAAGGUCGCCUUCAUCAAUAUUUACAAAAGAAUAAUCUUUCACAAGAAUAUAAAUAUACAUCAAGUGGACCAGAUAAUCUCCGAACAUUUUUUGCUGAAUUAUCUAUAUAUAUCCGAGAACGUAAUCAAACAAUUCAUGCACGAGAAAAUGGAUCAACAAAACAAAUUGCUUCAAAAAGUUGUGCCCUUGCACUUGUUCGACAACUUUAUCAUUUAAAUAUUACUGAAACAUUUACUGGAGAAAAAAAGAAAAAACAAAUUGAAAAAGUAAAUUCACCUGGUUGUUUUUUGUUUUUCUAA
Molecule: messenger RNA, 952 nt
Organism: Rotaria sordida
Lineage: Eukaryota; Metazoa; Rotifera; Eurotatoria; Philodinida; Philodinidae
Source: the annotation of a GenBank genome assembly